Messenger RNA from Encephalitozoon cuniculi GB-M1, 1443 nucleotides. RefSeq lists its product as uncharacterized. The record is from RefSeq and is marked provisional. Lineage: Eukaryota; Fungi; Microsporidia; Unikaryonidae. Gene Ontology annotation, cellular component: cytoplasm. Gene Ontology annotation, biological process: cysteinyl-tRNA aminoacylation. Bases 1 to 1443 code for a protein of 480 amino acids. The transcript has a single exon. Gene Ontology annotation, molecular function: ATP binding; cysteine-tRNA ligase activity.
AUGGACAAGACUCUGAAGCUCUACAAUUCGAUUACCAGGACCAUUGAUAUCUUUACUCCUAGAAAAGGCAACGAGGUCAAGAUGUAUAUAUGCGGGCCAACUGUGUACGACUCUUCCCACAUAGGACAUGCAAGGACCUAUGUGAUGUUUGAUGUCAUACGGCGUGUCCUGAGCGACUAUCUGAAGUAUAAUGUGAGAUUUGUGAUGAACAUAACAGACAUCGAUGACAAGAUAAUAGCCAGAGCCAAUGAGACUGGGGCAUCCAUGGAAGAAGUUACCAGGAAAUACACUGAAGAGUUUUUUGAGGACAUGAAGACCUUGAAUGUCAGGAGCCCCUCGUUUGUGACGUUUGUGACGUCGUAUGUCGACAAGAUUGUGAAGUUUAUUGAAAAGCUUGAGGCAAACGGGCUUGCAUACGAAAGCAGAGGGAGUGUGUACUUUGAUCUGAACAGUUAUCAGCAGAGAUACAGCUACCCUCUAUUCAAGAGCAAGGACGGCAUCAACUCUGAAGGAGAUGAAAACAAGGACAAAAGAAGCCCGUGCGACUUUGUCCUCUGGAAGAGGUCCAAGGAAAAUGAGCCACGGUAUGAGUCGAAAUGGGGACAUGGGAGGCCUGGAUGGCAUAUUGAGUGCAGUGUAAUGUCCAGUGAUAUUCUCGGAGAAGACCUCGACAUACAUGCUGGAGGAGUCGACCUUGCAUUUCCACACCACGAGAACGAGAUAGCUCAGUGCCAAGCCUACUUUAUGCAGGAGCCCUGGGUGAAGUGCUUUCUCCACACAGGGCAUCUGAACAUCAGCGGGCUGAAGAUGUCCAAGUCCCUGAAGAACUUUACAACGAUUAAGGAAGCACUGAAAACGAUUUCCCCUCGCCAGCUAAGGGUUCUGUUUCUACACCAUCAGUGGAACAAGGACAUGAACUACGAGAAAGAGCACCUGAAGUUUGCAGAAACCAUUGAGAAGAAGAUCUUCAACUUUAUGUCUGUGGCGGAGAGUAUGAGAAAGAACGCACUGGCAUUUGAGACUCUAGAAAAUGCGGACAGGGAAGUUCUGAGGGAGCUAGGGAAUGUCCAGGAAGCUGUGCAUGCAGCACUUCUUGACAAUGUUGACACGCCUGCUGUAAUGAAGAGGAUAGUGGAGAUGAUAAAUUUUACAAAUGCCAGAAUAAAGACAAUCUCACCGUCUACCGUUCUGGUUGUCAAGGACUACAUCAAGGAGAUCACAGACGUGCUUGGAUUGAGUGAGGAGGAGAGACAGGAAUCCCCUGGAGAGGAUCUGAUUGCCCAACUGCUUAGCAACUUCAGAGAAAGUAUUAGGGAGAUGGCAAGACGAAAGGAGCCUUAUUCGAAGUUCCUUGAGAAGUGCGAUUGGAUCCGAGAAAGCAUCAAGGACUACGGAUAUAUUAUCGAAGAUAACAGUGAAGGAUCUAUACUGAGAAAGAAAUAA